AUGGCCGAAAACGCAGCAAAGCGCCUCAAGACCGACAACGGCGUGGUCGCCAUCGGCACGCACAACGGCCACUUCCACGCCGACGAGGCGCUGGCCGUGUACAUGCUGCGUACGCACAUCCCUCUCUAUUCGGGCGCGAAGCUCGUCCGCACGCGCGACCCGGCACUCCUCGCCGAGUGCCACACCGUCGUCGACGUUGGCGGCGAGUACGACCCGUCCCGCAACCGCUUCGACCACCACCAGCGCUCCUUUUCCACCACUUUCCCCGGCCGCCCGACCAAGCUCAGCAGCGCGGGGUUGGUUUACAUGCACUUUGGGCGGGAGAUCAUUUCCAGACGGUUGGACCAGCCGCAGGCCGAGGAAGACAGUGAGCAGGUGGGGCUGGUGUGGCGCAAGAUUUACGAGAGCUUCAUCGAGGCGCUGGACGCGCACGACAACGGCAUCAGCGUGUACGACUCGGCGGGGCUGGCGGCGGCCGGGUUGGAGAAGAAGUUUUCAGACGGCGGGUUCACGCUCGGCGCCAUGGUCGGCCGGCUGAACCCCAACUGGAACGAUCCGAUCUCCGACAACCCCAUCGCCGCGCAGGAGGCCGAGGACAGGCGGUUUGAGCUGGCCAGCCAGCGCAUCGGCGAGGAGUUUGACCGCGACCUAGAGUACUUUACGCGAGCCUGGCUUCCCGCGCGGGAGGUGGUUGCCGAGGCGUUUGCGGGGCGGCACGAGUACGACAGCGAGGGGCGCAUCCUGGUGCUGAAGCGCCAGUCGGCGCCGUGGAAGGAUCAUCUCUACAGCCUGGAGGAGCAGCAGCCCGGGGCUGGCAAGGUGCUCUACGUUCUCUAUCCCGAGAAGUCCGUCCCAGAUGCCAAGUGGAGGAUUCAGUGUGUACCAGUCGCCAAGGACUCGUUUGAGAGCAGGAAACCGCUCCCUGAGGCGUGGAGGGGUUUUCGCGAUGAGGAGUUGGAUCGCAUCUCUGGAGUGAGUGGCUCAGUUUUCGUCCAUGCCUCGGGUUUCAUUGGCGGGAACAAGACGUUUGAUGGUGCCCUUGCGAUGGCGAAGAAGGCGCUCGAGAUCUGA
Molecule: messenger RNA, 1071 nt
Organism: Parathielavia appendiculata
Lineage: Eukaryota; Fungi; Ascomycota; Sordariomycetes; Sordariales; Chaetomiaceae
Product: metal-dependent protein hydrolase
Exons: 1
Coding region: 1-1071 (356 amino acids)
Cellular component (GO): cytoplasm; nucleus
Source: RefSeq, a predicted model, not a curated record